CAGGCUGGGAAGCGCCGCCAUGUUGGCGUCGUCCGCGCUGUAUUGUCAUAAAUAGAGCCGGUUAUGUAGUGUUUUCACUACUCGGUUGGCUGCCUCGGCCGUGGUGAGUGAGAGAGUGUGCGAGCGAGCGAGCGAGCGAGCGACAGGCGUCCAGAGGAAAGCGGACAAGAGGAGGGGAAGGAGCCAGAACGGGACUCCGGAGCGGGAGACACCCGCCGGUGAGGGAGGCGCAGGAAGCGAUGAAAGAAACGUCUGCAAACACCGUGCUGGACAGCCAGCGUAAACAAAAGCAUUAUGGAAUCACUUCUCCAAUUAGCUUGGCAUGUCCUAAAGAAAUUGAUCACAUUUACACACAGAAAUUAAUUGAUGCCAUGAAACCAUUUGGAGUUUUUGAAGAUGAGGAAGAAUUGAACCACAGGCUGGUUGUUCUUGGUAAAUUAAACAAUUUAGUAAAAGAGUGGAUUUCCGAUGUUAGUGAGAGUAAGAAUCUCCCACCUUCUGUUGUGGCUACUGUUGGUGGUAAAAUUUUCACUUUUGGCUCCUAUAGGCUUGGAGUACAUACCAAAGGAGCUGACAUUGAUGCACUUUGUGUAGCUCCAAGACAUGUGGAGAGAUCUGAUUUUUUUCAGUCUUUUUUUGAAAAAUUGAAGCAUCAAGAGGGCAUUAGAAAUUUAAGAGCUGUAGAAGAUGCCUUUGUACCUGUUAUAAAAUUUGAAUUUGAUGGAAUUGAGAUUGACCUAGUUUUUGCAAGACUGGCAAUACAAACCAUAUCAGAUAAUUUAGAUCUAAGAGACGACUCUCGACUGAGAAGCCUUGAUAUAAGGUGUAUUCGCAGCCUAAAUGGAUGUAGAGUUACUGAUGAAAUUUUGCAUUUAGUGCCAAAUAAAGAAACUUUUAGACUCACCCUAAGGGCAGUCAAAUUAUGGGCAAAACGACGUGGUAUUUAUUCCAACAUGCUGGGAUUCCUUGGUGGUGUCUCUUGGGCAAUGCUAGUUGCAAGAACUUGCCAAUUAUAUCCAAAUGCAGCAGCUUCUACUUUAGUUCAUAAGUUCUUUUUAGUUUUUUCCAAGUGGGAAUGGCCAAAUCCUGUGCUGCUGAAGCAACCAGAAGAAAGCAAUUUGAAUUUGCCUGUUUGGGAUCCUCGGGUAAAUCCAUCAGAUAGGUAUCAUCUCAUGCCCAUAAUCACCCCUGCCUACCCACAACAGAAUUCUACGUAUAAUGUGUCCACAUCAACUCGAACAGUAAUGGUAGAAGAAUUUAAACAAGGUCUUGCAGUCACAGGUGAAAUUCUUCAAGGGAAAUCAGAUUGGUCCAAACUACUUGAGCCACCAAAUUUUUUUCAAAAGUAUAGACAUUAUAUAGUAUUGACUGCCAGUGCAUCAACAGAAGAAAACCAUCUAGAGUGGGUUGGAUUAGUAGAAUCUAAAAUCCGUGUGCUUGUUGGAAAUUUGGAACGGAAUGAAUUUAUUACUCUUGCCCAUGUAAAUCCCCAGUCAUUCCCAGGAAAUAAGGAACACUAUAAAGACAAUAAUUACGUAUCAAUGUGGUUCCUUGGAAUAAUUUUUCGGAGAGUAGAGAAUGCAGAAAGUGUUAACAUAGACUUGACAUAUGAUAUACAGUCAUUUACUGAUACAGUGUACAGACAGGCAAACAAUAUAAACAUGCUAAAGGAGGGAAUGAAAAUUGAAGCAACUCAUGUUAAAAAAAAACAACUUCAUCACUAUCUUCCAGCAGAGAUCCUUCAAAAGAAGAAAAAGCAAAGUCUUUCUGAUGUCAAUCGUUCAAGUGGACCUCAAUCCAAAAGAUCAUCUCUGGAUAGCAAUUGUUUGGAUAGCUCUAGAGACACUGAUAAUGGAACACCUUUUAAUUCUCCAGUGUCUACAAACAAACCUUCCAAGCCUGAUAAUUCUCCUUCAGGAGAAACAGAAAGGAAUAACACUGAACCUGCUGCUGUGAUUGUGGAAAAGCCAUUGAGUGUUCCGCCAGCUCAAGGACUAUCUAUUCCAGUCAUUGGUGCAAAAGUUGAUUCUGUAGUAAAAGCUGUAUCACCCCCAGCUGUGUGCACCAUUCCUACUGUAGUAGGACGAAAUGUUAUUCCUAGGAUCACAACACUCCACAACCCUAUCCAGGGACAACCACAUCUAAAUGGGAUGGCAAAUAUAACUAAAAAUGUUGUGCCCAAAAGGUCCCAUUCCCCAUCUAUAGAUAUGUCUUCAAAGAGAUUAAAAGAUAUAGAAAAGUUUAUUCGACUUGAAUCAAAGUUUAAGGAAUCACGUGCUGCUGAAAACAGAAAAAGAAAAUCAGUGGAUGCCAUUGGGGGAGAAUGUAUGCCUAUUCCAACUAUUGAUACUUCACGCAAAAAGAGACUGCCCAGUAAAGAACUACCAGAUUCAUCAUCUCCAGUUCCAGCAAAUAACAUUCGUGUCAUCAAAAAUUCUAUUCGACUGACUCUUAAUCGGCUCCAUCACCGCUUGCUGGCCCAGGAGGCCGCUCUGAGCUACGCACCCCGGGAGGAGAGGCCCGCAGCGUUAUAUCUUCCUGUAUUCAAAUAUUUUGAGAUUUGCUCUACCAAUUCUCUAUUUGAGUAAAGGUGAAUGAUUAUGAAAGGACUAAUUGUCACCUGACUUCAAACUGAAAAAUUCUUUAGUAAGGGAUUUGAUUAAAUUUUAUAUGUGAUGUAUUUGCAUUUUUGUAUUUAAUAUCUACCUAUUCUCCCCUUCUAUUAUCAGUCUUCAAAGUCUCUUUAAGAAUUCCCUGCACAUCCAUGUUUACCUUAGUAUAUAAACAGAUUCUUUGGAGUGA
Myotis brandtii (Brandt's bat) is the source of this 2802-nucleotide messenger RNA. It is a transcript of the gene PAPOLG, whose product is annotated as poly(A) polymerase gamma. Bases 240 to 2588 code for a protein of 782 amino acids. The transcript is spliced from 23 exons. Gene Ontology annotation, molecular function: poly(A) RNA polymerase activity; RNA binding. NCBI's taxonomy places the organism in Eukaryota, Metazoa, Chordata, Mammalia, Chiroptera, Vespertilionidae. The record is from RefSeq and is a predicted model, not a curated record. Gene Ontology annotation, cellular component: nucleus.